AGAGGAAGAGGGAGAGGGCGAGGCGCGCCUGGCGGCCGGGUUGGCUGCGGCCGCCCAGAGGCUCCUGCCAGUCCUCCCACCGACUACACCCCGGGAAGGAGGAGCUUCAGGCGCGCACAAGGCGUCAGAAUCCUCAAUUUCCAACUUAGCAUCUUGGCAGGACCUUUGCGAAGCCAAAAGCAGAGCCCCCCAGUGCAAAGAGCGAGGGGGAAAAAGAGAAAGCAGCAAGGGAGGGGGGGAAACCCAGCCGGGGCGAGCGAGGCGCGCAGAGGAGCGGGCUCGGCGGUCGCAGCCGGAGGCGCGCGGGAAGCGAGCGAGGAGGCGCCGCGGGCCGGAGCCCGGAGCCGGGGCCCGAGGAGCGGCGGCCCGGGGCAGCCGGAGGCCAGGUGCCCGCCCGCUCGCCCUCGCAGGGCGCCGCCCGGCUCGUUGGCGGCCGCGGCGCGGCGCGCCCCAUGCCCGUGUGUGGCCAUGUCCUACCCGCAGGGCUACUUGUACCAGCCGUCCGCCUCGCUGGCGCUCUACUCGUGCCCGGCGUACAGCACCAGCGUCAUCUCGGGGCCCCGCACGGAUGAGCUCGGCCGCUCGUCGUCGGGCUCCGCGUUCUCGCCCUACGCCGGCUCCACCGCCUUCACGGCGCCCUCGCCGGGCUACAACUCGCACCUCCAGUACGGCGCCGACCCCGCGGCCGCCGCCGCCGCCGCCUUCUCUUCGUACGUGGGCUCUCCCUACGACCAUACACCGGGCAUGGCAGGCUCCUUGGGGUACCACCCAUACGCGGCGCCCCUGGGCUCGUAUCCCUACGGGGACCCCGCGUACCGGAAGAACGCCACGCGAGACGCCACCGCUACGCUCAAGGCCUGGCUCAACGAGCACCGCAAGAACCCCUACCCCACCAAGGGCGAGAAGAUCAUGCUGGCCAUCAUCACCAAGAUGACCCUCACCCAGGUGUCCACCUGGUUCGCCAACGCGCGCCGGCGCCUCAAGAAGGAGAACAAGAUGACUUGGACGCCGCGGAACCGCAGCGAGGACGAGGAAGAGGAGGAGAACAUUGAUCUGGAGAAGAACGACGAGGACGAGCCCCAGAAGCCCGAGGACAAGGGCGACCCCGAUGGUCCCGAAGCAGGAGGAGCGGAGCAGAAGGCGGCUUCGGGCUGCGAACGGCUGCAGGGGCCGCCCACCCCCGCCGGCAAGGAGGCCGAGGGCAGCCUCAGCGACUCGGAUUCGAAGGAGCCGCCGUCCGAGGGCCGCCUCGACGCGCUGCCCGCGCCCCCCCGCGCCGGCGGGCCCUCCCCGGCCGGGCCGGCGGCCUCGCGGCUGGCCGAGGACCCGGCCCCUCACUACCCGCCGGGCGCGCCGGCUCCGGGCCCGCACCCCGCCGCGGGCGAGCUGCCCCCCGGGCCCGGCGGGCCCUCGGUCAUACACUCGCCGCCGCCGCCGCCGCCGCAGGCGGUGCUUGCCAAGCCCAAACUGUGGUCUCUGGCAGAGAUCGCCACAUCCUCGGACAAGGUCAAGGACGGGGGCGGCGGGAGCGAGGGCUCUCCAUGCCCACCGUGCCCCGGGCCCGUGGCGGGGCAGGCCCUGGGAGGCAGCCGCUCGUCGCCCGCCCCGGCGCCUUCGCGCUCGCCCUCGGCGCAGUGCCCCUUUCCAGGCGGGACGGUGCUGUCCCGGCCCCUCUACUACACGGCGCCCUUCUAUCCCGGCUACACGAACUAUGGGUCCUUCGGACACCUUCAUGGCCACCCGGGGCCCGGGCCAGGCCCCACAACCGGUCCGGGCUCGCAUUUCAAUGGAUUAAACCAGACCGUGUUGAACCGAGCGGACGCUUUGGCUAAAGACCCGAAAAUGUUGCGGAGCCAGUCCCAGCUAGACCUGUGCAAAGACUCUCCCUAUGAAUUGAAGAAAGAACCUGCAGCCCCUGAACUUAUCGGUCCAGCUGGGACUCUACCUCCCCGCCUGCACCCCCGCAGUGCCGCCCCUCAUCUCCCAACAGUCGGCUCUUCCUUUGACCCCCCAGGACACCCUGCCCUGCUGGAAAGACCCCGGCACUGACCUCUCCAGUGGAAUGCUGAGGCUGGCCUCCAUGUCAGUGCCAUUCCACGUAAGCUGCUCCCUUCCCUUCCUCCAACAUGUACUGAUUGAGCACCUGUGAUAUCCCAGAAGCACUCUUCUCUGUGCCGAUGGAUGAUGCAGCGAUAAGCAACACAAAGUCCCUGCCCUCUGGGAGCUUACAUUUUAGAGGGGGAGACAGAAAGAAGACAACCCAGUGUGAUAACGGCUUAUCCCAAUAUCCAGGUCAUGAGUGUUAAGGGAAAAAUUAAGGUGGGUAAGGACAUGAAGGGCGUGUGCUCUUUUAGCGAGGGCAGUCUUGGAAGUGUCCCUAGGGAGGUGGUAUUUGAGCAGAGACCUGAAAGAAGUUAGGGAAUAGGCCUUGCAAAUAUCUGGGGAGAGCAAGUUCUGGGUAGAAGGAAUAGGAAGUGCAAAGGUCCUGAGGUGGGAGCAGGUUUGGGCAACAGCAGGGAGACCUUCGUGGGAGGGGAUGAGGCCAAGGCGAAGCCAGGUUGUAUGGGGUCUUGUAGGUCCUGCUGAGAUCUCUGGGUUUUAUGAUAAGAGAGAGAGGGGGAAGAGAAUGAGGGUUUUGAGAAGAGUGACAGGAUGUAAUUUAUGUUUUAAAGGCAUUCUCAGGUAUGAGGAGCUAAGACGCGGGGAGGCAGGCCAUGAGGAGCAGCAGGGACCAGUUAGGAAGCUGAUAGAGAAUCCAGGAGGAGGUGAUGCUGCCUUGGACCAGAGUGGCGGCCAGAGGGUGGGGAGAAGUGGUCAGGUUCAGGCUACCUGUUGAAGGUAGAGACAACAGGCUUUGCUGAUGGAUUGGAGUGGGAGACGAGAGGAGGGGGGUUCCAGAUGCGUCUGUGGCUUGGGCCUGAGCACCCAGGGGCAUGGUGCAGCAGGGUGGAGAGCGUGCCAUUUGCUGAGAUGUCAAACAGUAAUGGAGGAGCAGGGGUCUUUUUUUUUUUUCAGGGGGGGGAAGUAAGAUGCUCUUCAACCUGCCCUUUGGGUUGGUUGGCUUGGAGACCCCCCAGUCCCUUGGCACUCCUGGCCAUGCUGGGUAUCUGGUGGCCGAGUCCACAGAGUCCAGCACAAACCCAAGAGGGAGCAGACCCUUCCUCCUGAAACCAGAGAUCUCAGUGUUCUCUGACCCCCACAUCUCUCCUUUAAUUUCUGCUUUUACUUAUUUUUUUAACCAGUGGAGAAACUGAGGUUCUGAAAGUGGAAACGACUUCCCCAAGUUCACAUGUGAGUUUCCAGGCAGAAGCAGAUCGGAAGCCCAGGUCUCCUGACUCUUAGGCCGCGUUCUCCCUCUGCCUCACCCGAGCUCAAUUCUCCGGGAUAUCUGUAUUUCAACAGAGAGCUCCUGAAACAAAAUGCCUUAACAGAGAGGAAUGAAUUUAUAAUGGUGGAAUCUCAGACACUGUGACAGGCUGUCAAGGGAGAUAUUUUUAGGCUGGGCUAAGAAACAUCUUAGCCCUCCUCGGAUGCUGCUGGAGGCCCGCUGCCUCCUUGGGACUCCGUGCAUGAAGUACAGAUGAGGGAAGAGCCAGGAGUGGACCAGCCCUCCCCACUCUCAGCAGCAAGGAGGCACUGGGACGGCUGCCCCUGCUGGGGAGUGGUUUUUUUCCCUAAAUAAUUGCUAUCUGAAAAGAUUUCUCAUUUCUCCUGCUGGAAGCGACUGUCUGCCCACCCACAAUUAUCUCAUAUAGUACAAGCAAAAAUUAAUAUUCCUUUGCCCAUCAUUUUACAGAGAAAGUCCUGUCAAACAAAGAUUUGGGUUGGGGGCAAGGCCCAGAAUCAUGGGUCUUUCAUGCAUUUAUUGUGAAUUUCUUUUUUUGUUUGUUUUGAUGUCUCAGCCUGACUGUUUUUCCCUCAACCCUUUUCUUGAGUCUUUGUGUUAUAUAUAUGGUCGUCAUCUUGGGGAAUUUUUUCUGUAAAACUAUCAGUGGCUUUUGUCCCCAGGGGAACCCACAGGCCCUUAGGAACAGCAUCUCGACAUCUUUCAAACAGAGUGAGACAUCUGUUAGCCCGGAUUCCAAAUACCCUCACGGUUCCAGAACAGCCCAGACGCCUUCCCAGCGAACACGGUUUGACAUCAGACUUACCACACAGUUGUCAUUUCUGAGACUUUUUUUUUUAGAUCCAAACCGCAAGGUUUUUUUUGUUUGUUUGUUAGUUUUGUGUGCCUUCUAUUUGUAUCCAACAUCUAAAUCCAAACCCUGUGGUCAUAGGUGGCUCUUUUUCCAAAUACUCAUACGUGCAAAGAUGUUCAUUGGUAGUUGAGGACUGAUUUUCCUGGAUCACAUAAAAAAGUGGAUUAGUGGCAAGGUGGAGAAAAGGGCUCAUUUGGAAUAAACACCACCUCUUUGCUGUUAGGAAGAGUGUGGCAGAAAAAUCGUUGGCCUGGUUUAUUUUGGUCGGUGGAGUUCUUUCUCUCUCCAGAUUUUUUUUUCUUUCUUCCUUUCUUUUUUCUUUUUAAUUUUCCCUUUUAAUCUGGUAAAUGCCUGACAGGUCCUAGAACCUGUAGGAGGGAUGUCUGGGAAGGCUCCAGAGCACUCAAGACUGCGAAGAAUGAGCCGUUUCUUUGCUGAAUGUUCCUCAAAACUUACUCCUUCGAGCCCCACCCUCCACAUCCUUAUCAUAGCCUCUGAUAUUGAAAUUGCUAUUUACAGAAGAGUUUCCCUCGAAUUUUGUCACCAUUUACUAAUUUUGAAAGGAAUAUUUAGACUGCCACUGUAAGUGAAAAUCUUUUAUCACUUGCCAUCAACAGAAAACAAUUAUGAAAAACCAAUUAAUUCAAUAAAGUUCUUUCUCCUGGGCUUUGAAGGCGACUGGCAUCUCUCAGGGGCUGUGUGCCCCUCGAGGUUUCCCUAGACCGACUCCUUCAGCUCUGCAGGCUGCCCUCAAAGUCAUGUGGGCCACGCAAGCGUCACUUCUCCGCCACCCAGAAUCGUCCGCGUUCCCCGGAGAUGUGCUUAGCACACUUGGAAAGAUGGUAACUGCGCACUUUACAGAGAGGGGAGCCGAAGCCCUGAGAGGUGAAGCAACUUGCUCAAGAUGGCGCAGCUGGCUGGGGACAGAGCCAGUGUGGCUGCCUCCGCAUCCCCACCCUGCUCCCGCACACCCCUUUCUUAAUAAAUCCCUUGCGCUCUAACCCUCAUCUCAGGGCGUGCUUGGAGGGGGCAAAAUGGGAGGAUUUCAUAAACCUGCUGAGCUAUUGUUCCUUGCAUCCCACUCGUUCUGCAGGGCCAGACCCUUUUGUCCUGUCUGGGGGCUCACUCAUUGGGGUAAGAGGCCAAGACCUGCCACCCAAUAUGGUUUUUGACACCACAGAGGACUCUAGUCCUUAUCCUUUCCUUCUGCAGGGGGAGAGGGGGGCUGGAGCGUCCAGCCCGGAGACGAGUUUGGGGGGUGCUGCUUGAGAGGGUGGGUGCCAUCUCCCUGUGAGAGCUUUCUGCCCAGCAGUCCCUUACAGGUGUGGGGUUCCCAUCCCACUGCCGUCCUUCUGGAGGCCAACCACAGGGACAUGCGCUGACUGUUUAGUGCUGACGAGUAGGGGGCUGCUGGGUUCCUGACUGUAAUGUCAUUCAAAGCCACCCCCCCACCCUGUCCCUUUGGGCUCUCUUUUCUCCCUGGGCGGGGGCCUUUGGCAUAGCUUGCUGAUCAGCUAGGCCCUCCCCCACCUGCCCUGGAAGGCCUGCCAGGACCCUCUGCGGUGCUGCAGCACACCUGCCUUAGCAUCCAGCCCCAGCUCUCACCGCUGCUCUGGGCCACACCUCCGACGGCUUGAAUGUGUAUCUCCAGGCCACAAGCAACUCAAAUUCAAAAUGUCCCAAAAUGUUCAAACUGAAGUCACCCCCUACAAUUCCUACCCUGACCCCAAGCCCAGACCUCUUCCCUUCCUUCAUCCGGCCACCCACUGGAAGGACUUCAGAAACAUACCCCACAUGCAUUCGCUCCCCAAGUCCCAAAGAUCUUUCUGAGGGAUCCCGUCGGAUUGCCUUCCCUCCCCUGCACUAGUCUGAGCUUUUCACCUGUGGAUGGACCAUUGCAUCCCCUCCUGGCGGUCUCCUGGCCCCAGUCAUCUUUGCAGCACCAACGUAGAGCCCAAAGCCAGGUGUGUCCUGGGUAUUCAGUACAUGUUGAUGGAACGAAAACAAAUGGAUGGGUCCCAAGCCAACAUGCUUGUUUGUAUUUUCUCACAGAAAUAUGAAUUUUGAAACAGCUCUGGCGGCAGACAGAUGUGAGUUCAAAUCCUGCCCGUACUCUGUUAUCUUGGGUGUGUUAGUGAGCCAGGUGAAAUGACGGAGAAUCUAAACAAGGUGGACUCUGGUGCCAGACUGGUUGGAUUCCAUUCCCAUCUGGGCCAUUUGCCUAGCUGUGCACCCCUGGGAAAGUUCCUUAACUUCUCUGAAAUUCAGUGUCCUCAUCUAUAAACAGGGAUAUUAACAGUAUCUACCUCAGACUUGAGGAUUAAAUGAGAUAAUGUAACCAAAGCCCACCAAAACUCAUGGUUGACUCUCCAUAAUGUAAGCUCUUACCAUUAUUACUUGAUAAAUACGGUUUGAUGUUGUUGAAAGUGACUUCAUCUGAGAAUUUCUAAAAUUGCGUAGUGUGUUUCGCCCAGUUCUCAACUACCUCACAUCUUUUUGCUGAUCAGCAAUAGUUAAGGUGUCUAGAGUUAAAAAAAAAAAAAAAAAAAAGCUUAUUUUAAGAAUCACUCCUUGGAACAUUAUUUCAUUACUUAAACUUUCUGCUGACUCAUCUGUUCCUUGGUAACUGAGUCUUUCUUUACCAAUCACUUUAAUUGCAUCAAUCACUCAUUCCAAAAACUGCUGAGUAAUGAGAAGUCCUGGGGGUGACACUGUGGACUUCUGUCACACAAGGAGGGACUUGUGGAGGUAGAACAGAUUUUCCUUUCCUUUGCUUUCUUUUUUAUAGCAGUCAGUACUUCAAACCAGGGAAAUAUGUGAGCUUUCAUUAUUUACUAUCUGUGCGUCUCUCUCUCUCUCCUCUUUCUCUCUCUCUCUUUAUAAUUAGCCAUCUUCAUAGCAGGAGGCUUGACAAUUCGUAAUUUCUUGAGUGGAAUGGAAUGGACUUUCUUUCAUCUGACAUAUCUUAGUCAUAAGGCCCGUGUCUCCAUCUUGGGGGUAAAAUAAAUGAUGUUUGAGAAUUCCAGCACCAAUGCCUUGGCUAAAAGCUGCUAUUUGCAUCAUUCAAGGGUUAACAUAUGACCUAAACAAUUAUUUUGUUAUCUAUAAUAAUAGCUACCUUGUUAAGUUCUUGGUAUAUGCCAGUGGUUGUACUAAAGUGGGUGUAUGUUUACACACAUCAUCUCAGUGUGCCUCAUCAAACUUAUGGAGGAGGUACUAUUCUUAUCCGCAUUUUACAGAUGAAGAAACUAAGGCACUGAAAGGUUUAUUUGCCUAGGUAGGUGUCAGUGUGAGACAUAAACCUGGAAAUGUCUGCCUCUCAUUUCUGUGCCUCGAUGGAGCUGGGAGGGAGCUGCUGGUUGCUCUUUGCUGCUUUAGACCUUAGCUGUUCUUCUGGCUGCUCCUGGCUCAGUCCUGCUGUGAGUAGAACAAGGUACCUGCUAUUCGCUAAGCUUGAAAUGCUAUUUGAUCUUGCAGGGAAGCCGUGAUCCUCAAUCUGGGCAGUGUAGGAAGUGGGGUGUGGUGGGGGCACGCACGUCACAAAACCUGGCCCCAAACUGCAUGUUCUUCCCCUCCCCUCCCCUCCACACCCUGUGCUCUCCCUCCUGGACGGUGACAGCAGCCUCCUCAUGGGUCUGUGUCUCAAGGCUCUCCCCCCAUCUUUCCAUCUACACACACUUCCCUUCUUAGCCUGGAGACGGAGGCCAGGGGAGCGAUUGGAAGGUUGAGGAGCAGGAGAGUGACAAAAUCAAGCUGCAUUUCAGAAAGAGUAAAGUCCCAGCUCCUCUCUGUGUAGUUCAAAGCUCCUCUCUCUCUGUGUCCACUCUCCGCUGUGGCCUUGUCUUCCCAGACCCUCCAUGGGUGUCUUGUGCUGUGGUCACACUGGCUGAACAGUCACUCCCAAAGCCCUUUUCCCAGCUGCUUCCUCUGCCUUAGAGUAACCCAUCCCAGUCACCUGUCUAAAUCCGUUUGCCCUUCAGAGAUUGAGCUCAAGCGCUUCUAGAGGCUUCUAGGGCUUUUGCAAUGGCUCCAGCCCACACUGCUUCCUCUCCAUGUGGGGCUGCUGCUGAGGAAGAGGCAGCAGAGUGCGCCAGCUCUGGGGUCAGGAAAAGCUGGAUUUGUGUCCCACCUCUGCCAUGUACCAGCUGUGUGACCUUGGGCAAGUGGCCUAACCUUUCUGAGCCUCAGUUCUGCCACAGUAAAUUAAUGAUGAUAAUAUCUGUGUCCCGGGAGUUUGGGUGGGAUAUGUGUGAGCAUGUCUGUGGGGUGCUUUAGAAAGUCAUUCAUUCUAGCACUGCCCACAAAGCCAGUGUGUUCGUUGGUCACAUAUUGAGGGCCUGUGUGUGGGACUGGAAACAAGAUAAUUCCAAAAAGCACACAUUUUUGUGAGCUCUGAACUGAUCUUUCAUCUUUGCACGUAUAAUCUGGUUCUGAGCUGUCCUGGUCUGUUGGUCUGGAGCCGGUACCAUACUCUUUGUCUUGCUGUGGCUUUGCAGUGUGUCUUAAAAUCUGGUAGGGCAGUCCUUACUUUUGCUUUUUUUUUAAAAAAAAACUAUUUGACUUAGCUAUUCAGGGGCAUUUACUCUUCCAGGCAAAUUUGAAGACGAGUUUGUCACGUGUUUAAAUCAUUUAUCCUUCUACCCUUUCCCUCAACACUGUGCCAGGCAGAGUCUUAGCUUCAGGGUAAUGGGAGUGAGAGCACCAGGUGAUUCUCUGAGGAUACGGGUGGAAGAAGUAAUGAAGUGCCUGCCAGAGCUCCAGCAGGAUCUGUCUCGGGCGCGCUGUCAGUCCUGAGCUGAACCUGAGGGUCCAGGUGUCUUCCCUCGGAUGGAGGGGAGGAGCAAAGGCCCCUUGCGGCUCUGAAGCCCAGUGAGGGAUGAGCUCCCUUCCUGCUCCUGGCUGGUAGUGCUCAGCUGUACCCGGUGCUCUUUGCAGGCUGCUUGAGGACUGGGGACUUCUGGUGUACCCACACCCAGGGAGGGGAUUUCCUCACCUCGACUGGGGGCCCUCUGAUGCCUCUGGCCCACUGCUGAGUCCUGACCUUCCCUGGUGGAUGACAAGUGCAGGGGAGUCAGAGCUCACUGUGACUAAGGGUGCAGGCUGGGAGCCAGGCUGCCUGGGUUCCUGUCCUCUACACUCGCCUCCCACAUGUCCCCCCUUAGCGAGUGGCCCCACCAUCUAGCAACCUGGGAGCCAGUCUCAGCUUUUCCCAUCUUCUCCAAAUUGUCAGCCCCGGUCACCAAAUCUGGAUGCAGAUUUGGUGGAAUCAACAUGCCCAGUUUUUACCUUGAAUCUCGACUUCCCUUCAUUCCUACCACUGUCACUGUCAUCCAGGCCCUGUCAUCGCUCACCUGCUCAGUGGCAUCCCAGUUCUAGUCCCGCUCCCUGCAGUGAGCCAAGUUUCCCUACUGAAGAUAGACAACUGCAUACAAAGAUAGACCCCUCUCCCCUCCCGGAAAUACUCCAUGGCUCUCUACUGUCCUCACACAUGGUCCAAACUCCUGAGUACGAUGCUCUUUCAAACUUCAUGCUCUAAACCUGUAAAGCUGUUGCCAUCUCUAGGCGCUAUUUUGCCUCUGGGCCUUUGCACAUCCUGUUGCCUCUGCCUGGUACGCCUGUGUUCUCAUUCUCUACUCCCAUCUUUCUACAGUCAACGCCUAUGUAGUAAAAAGUCUGUGCUUAAAGCUCCCUCCUCCUCAGUCCUCUGCCCCUUUCUAUGCUAAAGGUGUAAAGUAAGGGAUAAGCAAAACUUACCAGCUGUGUGACCUUGAGUAUUUAAUUCGCCUCUGAGGCUCAGCUUAUCCAUCUGUAAAAUGGGACACAAUAUAGCGAUGAGUCUAUUCCAGGUGGACACACUUUAAAAGUUAGUGUAUGACCCACUGCCACAUAGGAUUGUUGAGAAGAUUAAAGGAGGUUAUUGCUGGCACAUUUCACAGACCACUGGAGGAAUAAACAGAGGCAUAAAGCCCAGUCCUAGCCUUAAGGAACUUUCAGUGAGAUCAGACUCAUACCACCAUGGCUGACAGCUCCUUGAGAGCCAUUCGCUUCUUUCUUUUUUCCUGAAGGAACCCCAGCUUUAUUUAGGGUGUCAAUGUGCCAAGCCCUAGGGGAUGGACCAUUUAUGCCUAGGCCAGUUGGGAUAAUUCCAGUCUCCUUUGCCAGAUGUUCACUUUCCCAGCCUCCCUUGCAGCUAGGUGGCCAUGUGACUGAUUCUAGCCAAUGAGACAUGAGGAGACAUCUACUAAUCUUUCUGAAUCUCAGUCUCUUCUUUUGUAAAAUGAGGAGGUGGGAUCAAAGAUCAGUGAUGUUUAAUGCCCCUGCUUCUUCUUCUUUUUUUUUUUUUAAAGCAAAGGACUCCCUUUUUUGGUUCCAAAGAAAUCUUAGAUGGAGUCCUAAUAUAUCUAACAGACAAAGCACAGUGGCUCUAACUGAAAGGGAGACAGAGUGCAGGAACCUGUCCUCAUCUUCGCUGGCAGCCCCAGAAGCACGCCUCCAAAAUGACACGUGGAAAACCGCUGGGUUGGAGGAUCUCUACAUCCAGUAGUGGACGUGUCUUAUUUUAUUUGUGUGUAUUUUUGGACACUUAUUCUAGUCCAGUAUCCUGAAUUUCCCUUGGGAACCACCUCUCCUCUCCUCCAGGUCCAUAUGCUUUUGAUGAAGUUUAUUUGGUUCUGGUUCCAGGACUAGACAUAUGAUUUAGGCCUGCCCAACAUUCCAUCCCCCAGACACAGUGACUGGUUCAGGAAUGUGCACAUGACCCAAUUUGGGCCAGUGAGAUUGAGGUCUAUAAUUUUUAUUAAAUUUGAAGAGAAGGAGAGGCUUUCUUUUCCCAUUGAACUUGAACCCCAGAUUAUGAAACCUUGAAUGAAGUCCACAUGGGAGGGAACAGAGCUGAGAGAUGGAAAGGGACCAGAUUUUAGAGACUCUGUGCCCUUGGAUUAAGCAUUGCCUGAAGACAGACAGAUCUACUGCUGGACUUUUGGGUUUGUGAGUCAAUAAAUUCCCUUUUAUUAAAGUAGUUUGAGUUUCACCUUCUAUUUUUGCAACCCAAAGAGUCCCAACGCCUACAAAUCCUUCCAGAUCCGGAAUCCUGGGAUGCUGUAAGAGGUAGAUAUGAAGGCUGUUCACAAACGUCCCAGUCUUUCUCCUCCUGGGCUGAUGUUGGGAUUGUCCUUCCCAACUCACUCUGCAUGAGGCAUGGCAUGCAAUUUCGUGGGCAAAGGAAGGAAAACGUGUCACCUCCAGGUGGCUCUUUAAAAGUCAGUGCAUGAUUCACUUUCCCUCUCUUUCCUUCCCAUAAUGAUGUUCCAGAUGGCGGAGGCUCCAUCGACCCGAGUCCCAGACUGAGGACAGCGUGGAGCAGAGACCCCUGCUGACCCUCGAUGGAUAUGUACCAUGAGCAAGAAAUAAAUUUUUGUUGUUUUAAACCAUUGAGAUUUUGGGUCAUUUGUUAUAACAGCAUAACUUAGCCUGUCCUGAAUAAUAUAAAUAUACUCAGAAUUAUUCUCCUCUUCCUCCUCCUUCCUCCCCCUCCUUCUCUCUCCUCUCUCUCCCAUUGCUGCUUGCUCUGCCCUGCAGUCUUAUAUAACUCUAUUUCUUAACUUAUCUUCUGUCAACAGACUGUUAAAAGGCUUCCAUGAUUGCUCAUUUAUGGCCUUCCCAGUGGUAUCCAAGUGGACGUUGGCAGGAGAUAACCAGCCUGCCCCGACAAAGCUGUGCCCCUGGCAUCACCAGCAGUGCCAGUCAAUCACAGCUGUCAGUCAGUCAUCCUCCCCAGCACUGGCCUCAGCAGGCCAACUUCCUAAUCACACUCCUGGACUUACAGGGCUCUGAGUUCUGGAAUAAAACCUUCUCUAGGAAUUCCCAUUCAUUAUCCUAUGCAAAUUAACAAGACCCAGAAAAUUAACAAGAUCCAGAGCAUCACAACAUAAUGCUCUGCCAAGAUGAAAAAAAUUGACAACUAAAAAAAUUAUAUACAUUGGCCUUCAUUGUGAAUAAGAAAUUUCUGGAGCUGAUCAGUUAAGUAAGCCGAGGCACAAGAUUCUGUAGCUGGGGUGGAGGUCUGGCCAUGACUACAUUCUUUGGAAAGCAGAAAAGCAGAAGUAAAACAUUCCUAAAGCUCGAGAGUCAUCAUCAUCAUUAACAUAUAUGACACUUAUAUAGCUCAGGAGUCUUAAACUUAACUGCCGACGGGGGACAGCCAGGCCAUGUAGGUGGGCGAAGCAGGCACAUGGGGGUGGUGGGCCUAUAGGGAACUGCAGAGCGAUACCUUUUCUGCAUCCAGCUCUAGCUAAUUGUCACCACGCAGGAAUGCAGACCCAGUGUUGGCAGUUCUUUCGAUUUUUUUUUUCAGGGAAAGUUGAAAUCCAUAUAAAUUGUCAACUAUAUCACAUUUUUUCUGAAAUACUAUAAGGUCCAAACUGAAUUGACGACCACAGGUAGAAUGUUUGACAGGACAUCCUAUGCUCAACCUUAUUCUCUCUUCCCAUUCUGCAUUACCUCCAUUUUACAGAUUUGGGAAACCGAGGCUCAGAAAGGUGAAGUGAGUCACCCAAAAGGACAUAGUCAGACUCUAAAAUCAAUUCCAUGUCUUCUGACUCCAACUCAACUACUUUCUCUUCCUCCUGUAUCACAGCGAUCUCCUCACGGCUCCCCGAUGUGGCAGAGAGGUUAACUGUCUGCCAAAGAUUUGCGCUCCCACUUCUAGAGUAUAGGUUGCCGGGGGGAAGCAGCUACAAGCCAGGCCUGUACUUCCCAGCCUCUCUUCUAGAUGAAGUCAUGUGACUAGUUCUUGCCAACGGGACGCGAUAGGAAGUGGUACAUGUCAUGUCCAGGCACCAGCAGUUCAGAAAUGGGUGUGCCUUCACCACCCUCUCUUUCUCCCUCCACAGCCCCUUACAGAUGAGCACAGACACCCGGGAGACCAUCGUUGAAGGGGAAAGGACUGCAAGACGGAGUGAAUCAGGGCUCCUGAAGCAUCCUUUGGAGGAAAGCUACCUCCAACCGGGAGCAUCCUUUUUGGACUUGACAUCAGGGAUAAAUAAACUUCCAUUGUAUUUGA
Equus caballus (horse) is the source of this 13260-nucleotide messenger RNA. Lineage: Eukaryota; Metazoa; Chordata; Mammalia; Perissodactyla; Equidae. The record is from RefSeq and is a predicted model, not a curated record.